Molecule: messenger RNA, 2427 nt
Organism: Phragmites australis (common reed)
Lineage: Eukaryota; Viridiplantae; Streptophyta; Magnoliopsida; Poales; Poaceae
Product: E3 ubiquitin-protein ligase Os04g0590900-like
Exons: 2
Coding region: 364-1497 (377 amino acids)
Biological process (GO): protein ubiquitination
Molecular function (GO): transferase activity
Source: RefSeq, a predicted model, not a curated record
AGAAAAGGAAAGAAGAGCUGCAGCACCAAAAACAAAAGCAAAUAAGGUCCCAAGACUCCCAACCACUGCCAUCUCCAUGUCUCCCUACCUCCCCCAAAUAAUUUGUCUUGCAAACAAGUGCGCUCUCUCUCUAGCGGGAGUCUUCUGAUCUCUCCCCAUAUCCUCUCACAAUUCCCAACACCGAGAAAUCACCAUGCAUAUAUGUCCUCUCUCAUCUCAUCACAAUGAUUUCGCCCAGAAACUCACAGAGAUGCUCUGCUAGCACCUGAACACUCGGUCUCAGACUGAGGUAGCUAACAUCUGUCUCCGACUCUCCGUUUCUCCCUCUUCCGUUGCUGCUGCCAAGAUUCGAGCUGGGAGGCAAUGGCCUCUUCACCUCUUGCAAUUACGGGGACACAGCCUACUUGGGUCCCCUAUGAGCCAGCCAAAGAUUGUUCUCAGGGCCUGUGCAGCAUGUAUUGCCCCCAGUGGUGCUACUUCAUCUUCCCUCCGCCGCCGCCCUUCGAUGUCGGCGGUCCCGGCCCUGACGACUCCUCCGGUCCUGUCUUCUCCCCUCUUGUCAUCGCAAUCAUCGGUGUACUGGCCAUCGCCUUCCUCCUUGUCAGCUAUUACACUUUCUUCUCCAGGUACUGUGGCACCUUCGGCUCUUUCCGGGGUAGAGUUUUUGGCUCUAACUCAGCCAGUGAUGCCCGCAGCGGCGGCCACAGACAGUCGAGGAGUCAAGAAUCUUGGAACGUCUCUCCGUCGAGUGGUCUGGAUGAGACCUUGAUCAGCAAGAUCACCUUGUGCAAGUACAAGCGCGGUGAUGCCUUCGUCCACACCACGGAUUGUUCAGUCUGCCUGGGCGAGUUCAGGGAUGGGGAGAGCCUCCGGCUGCUACCCAAGUGCAGCCAUGCCUUCCACCAGCAAUGCAUUGAUAAGUGGUUGAAGUCACACUCCAAUUGCCCUCUCUGCCGCGCCAACAUCACGUUCGUCACCGUGGGGUUGGCGACGCAGGAGCCAGAGAGCUGUGGUCCAGGCGAGAGUGGGAGAGACACCCAUGAGGUGGUUGUGGUGAUGGAUGACUUGGAAAUCAUGUGUGGAGAGCAGCAGAAUGUGGAGAGCAGCACCGAUAGUGAUGAUCAAGAAGCAAAUGGUGGCCCAGAAGGACUGGACGAGGCUGACAGCAAGGCUGAGAUCAGAGAAGAAGGAUUGCCGCCGAAGAGGGGGCCCUCGUCAUCAGACCCCAACCGCGACAGCCGCAUGUCCAUUGCUGACGUGCUGCAGGCCACCAUGGAAGAUGAGCUCAUGGCAGCCAGGGAGAGUGGCUUCCUUGCAGGUGGCGCCGGCUCAUCAAGACGGUGUCAUGGCGAGAACAGCAGGGAAUGGGGCCGCAGCAGUUGGCGUGCAUUACAGGAUGCCAUGGAUUCUGUGCCGAUGAAGAGGUUGCCACCUGCUGGGCGGUCGUGCUUCAGUAACAAGAGUGGAAGGGGAAAGGAUUCAGAUCUUCCGAUGUGAGCUGUCAUUUCUGAGUUUCAGAUUUCACCUAGGAUACGGGACAAGCUGCUUUCUUGUUUGUUUGGAAGAUGGAAUGUGAACGGAAAAAGCAAUGGCUGCCUUCGUAGUUUUUUUUUCCCGAACAAAUGCCACCAUCAUAGUUUGGAUGUGCCGUCUGAUACUCUGAUGGUAAUGUUCAUCACUACAUGUGAUGCCGCGGCCAAAUAGUUUGUGUGCAAUUCUUGGUGAGGUCUCUCUUCUGCUGCUAGUUUACUAGCCCUUUGAUCAGUUCGGUUUUGCUCUUCCACCUUAUUACGGAGUCCCAUGUUCCAUUAUUUCAGUAGAUAUGUUCUUACUGUGUGAGUUCAGUUUUUUUUUCCCGGAGCUUUUAUUGGAGGAUUUUUGACGGGAUACGACGGCGGGGUUCGAAACCCCAGCGGGCUGGGCUCACGCCUAAAGCUCUGCCACUGGGCACCAUGCCCGUUCGCUGCUCUGUGAGUUCAGUAACAAGCCAACAGUUUUCUGCCGCCUUCAAGACAAAGUAGUAUUGCUGAAGUUUCUAUGACAGAAACGCCGCUGGAAUCUCUGCAAGUAGGUGAUGGCCUGGAUAACAUGUGUUUUUGAUAUUCCAAAGGUGUGGUUGGGGUUAGGUUGAUUUAAGAGGAGCCAUCAUUGGUCAUUGAGCUAUGGAAACUUUAUGCUGGGGCCACGAACCCUCGGUACUUGACUGUUUUGGUACCCAAACGACUCUGAUAUGUCACUGUGAACGUACAUACUAGACCAAACGACUCUGAUAUGUCACUGUGAACAUACAUACUAGAUCAAACGACUCUGAUAUGUCACUGUGAACAUAUCAUUGGUCUUGUUCAGAUGAACCUGACGGUUGGUCCUGUCAUUGGUAGUUCGAUCUUGUCCUUGGUCUUGUUCAGAUGAACCUGACGGUUGGUGGCA